AUGGCCGACGAUGGCAUGCUGUUGAAUUUCGAACUCUCCUCCGAACCCUACAAGGCCGGUGUCAAGUUCAAAGGCGGUCGGUGGCGAGAGAGGAAGCGUGCGGAACGAGUGGCCCGGAAUGGACCUUCGAUUCCGGCAACCGCGUACAGCGGCGGGGACGAAGAACUGAGGUCGACGAAGCGUCGUCGGGUUGAUGAAGAUUCUGGUCAUCACCAGUCCCACACACCGGGAACCCAAUCCAAGAGAUUCGAGUCUCUCGCACACGACGGCGGUCCUUCCUCGCACUCCUCACGACCUCACAAGCCGGCCCGAGCCGAUGGAGACGCAAGCCGAGGCCCGCGCCAGGUUAUUUCACGACUUUUCUCCUUCAACCCAACACAGGCGACCGCGGCCGAGGACGAAGUAGAAUGGGUUGCACCAGAGGCGACGAAUGCACCGCUCGCCGACGUGGCCAACUUUGGCUCCCUCACACUGUCGUCCCGGCUCGUCGACGAACUGACGAAAAUGAAGCUCGAACGGCCGACGGCGAUCCAGCAGAAAGUGAUACCGCACCUGCUCACCAGCAGCUCGGACGCCUUUGUGCAAGCGGAAACCGGCUCCGGCAAGACAUUCUCCUACCUGCUACCCAUGAUUCAUCGAAUUCUGCUCCUCAGCAAUUCCGGCAAGCAAAUCCAUCGAGACUCUGGCGUCUUUGCCAUCAUCGUCUCGCCCACCCGCGAACUGGCGAGGCAGGUUCACACGGUCCUCGAGCAGCUCAUACGGCCCUUCCCCUGGCUCGUCUCCACCGCCAUCACCGGUGGAGAGUCCAAGAAAGCGGAAAAGGCAAGAAUACGAAAGGGCGUCAACUUUCUCGUCGCGACCCCCGGUCGGCUCGCCGAUCAUAUUGACAACACAAAGGCCCUCAACCUGGGCACCGUACGCUGGCUCAUCAUGGACGAAGGUGACCGUCUGAUGGAUCUCGGCUUCGAGGAAGACCUGAAAAAGGCCAUAACUCGCCUCCGGGACAUUCCCAUCGUGCAGAGGACGGAGGACGGAACGCCUCUCGACAAGCUGCCAGAGAGGCGUGUCACCGUUCUCUGCUCGGCCACGAUGAAGAUGAAUGUGCAGAAGCUCGGAGAGAUGAGUCUGGCGGACGCGACAUUUCUGGCGGCCGAAAAGGGCGACGAGGAUCCGACCAUCGAAAUGGCAGUCCACAAGGCUCCCGCGCAGCUGCAUCAAUACUACACCGUGGUUCCCUCCAAGCUCCGCUUGGUCACCCUCAUCGCCUACCUCAAGUCCGUCUUUUCCCGUCGAGGGCGCACGAUGAAGGCCGUCAUCUUCAUGUCUUGCGCCGAUUCCGUCGAUUUUCACUACGAGAUGUUGAGGGAUCCGGCCGUGACGGACCCGCCGGCAUCGGCGACAAAGGAAGCGGAGCUCGUUUCCAAGACCGUGUCCAAGGCAGCUUACUUUACGACCGCGGCGAGUCCGGAAGUCAUGAUGCACAGGAUGCAUGGCUCGCUCAGCCAACCGGUCCGCACGGCAACCAUCCGUUCGUUUUCCGAGUGCAAGACGCCGUCGCUGCUCGUCACGACGGACGUUUCGUCGCGAGGAUUGGAUAUUCCGGCGGUCGAUCUCGUCAUCGAGUACGAUCCGGCCUUUAGCUUUUCCGAUCACAUCCAUCGCGUAGGUCGAACCGCGCGUGCCGGCCGUCCCGGUGACGCCUUGUUGUUUCUCCUUCCGGGCCCAGAAGAAGGGUAUAUCGAGCUCCUAAAGUCGUCGACGCCGCCGUCGUCCCAAUCACACGAGUCCAUACUGAAGAAGGGUUUCAUGGCGAAGUUGGAGUUUCCGGUGACGACGCAAGCAAAGCCUGAAGAUGAUGAAUCAUACCACGGCAAGGCAGAGACGCUGCAGCUUCACCUCGAGCAACGGUUGCUCAUCGACAGCAAGCGGCUCGAAUUGGCACGCAACGGAUUCAAAUCGCACAUCAGGGCAUACGCAACCCAUGUCAAGGAUGAGCGAGUCCAUUUUGACAUGACGCAGAUGCACCUAGGGCACGUGGCCAAAAGCUUCGGCCUUCGAGAGGCACCCGGUGGCAUCGGGUCGGGCAUCGAACGCAAGUCCAAGAAGGGUCGCCGGGACUCCUCCAAGGCCGACGACACGACGAAGGAGCAAAAGCCAGGAGGAGACGUCAUCAAGCGCAAGAGCGCCAUGCUGAUGCGCGCAGUUGCCGACGAGUUCAACAUUGGCUAA
Molecule: messenger RNA, 2229 nt
Organism: Drechmeria coniospora
Lineage: Eukaryota; Fungi; Ascomycota; Sordariomycetes; Hypocreales; Ophiocordycipitaceae
Product: ATP-dependent RNA helicase DBP7
Exons: 1
Coding region: 1-2229 (742 amino acids)
Biological process (GO): ribosome biogenesis
Cellular component (GO): nucleus
Molecular function (GO): RNA helicase activity; ATP binding; nucleic acid binding
Source: RefSeq, a predicted model, not a curated record